AUGCCAAGGGUUCUAGUUGGGAUCGGAACUGACAUUGUAUAUUUACCAAGAUUUACUACUCUACUAAACAAGUAUGCAAUUAGGGAGGGUUCUCUUUACAGGGUCACACCAAGAUUUGAUAAGAUAACGAAUAAAUUCAUGCAUCCUAAAGAACGUAAUCAACUUGAUCUGAAAUUGGCAAAGGGACAAUUUAAAGAAGAGGAAAUAGUUAACUUUAUAGGAGGUGUAUGGGCUACUAAAGAAGCGGUGUUGAAGGCCAUGCAUUGUUAUAUUCCGUAUAAUCAAAUCCCACCUGCCCAAACAAUAUACACAAAUCUAUUUUUUAAGGAGAACACUACUAAUGGAGUACCUAGAAUCACUUUCGAUGACGGUUUUGCUAGUAGAAGUGCUCAAUGUUAUGCCUUUAACCAAAAAUAUAUAGAAAACAAGGCGGAAGCUCUUCUUUCAAUUUCACAUGAUAAAGAUUAUUUAGUUGCAUUCGUCAGCCUGAUGGACAAGAAGUCCUAA
Naumovozyma castellii is the source of this 507-nucleotide messenger RNA. RefSeq names its product holo-[acyl-carrier-protein] synthase (gene PPT2). The coding region runs from base 1 to 507 and encodes 168 amino acids. The record is from RefSeq and is a predicted model, not a curated record. The transcript has a single exon. Lineage: Eukaryota; Fungi; Ascomycota; Saccharomycetes; Saccharomycetales; Saccharomycetaceae.